Lepisosteus oculatus (spotted gar) is the source of this 1912-nucleotide messenger RNA. RefSeq names its product GDP-D-glucose phosphorylase 1 (gene gdpgp1). Gene Ontology annotation, cellular component: cytoplasm. Lineage: Eukaryota; Metazoa; Chordata; Actinopteri; Semionotiformes; Lepisosteidae. Gene Ontology annotation, molecular function: GDP-D-glucose phosphorylase activity. Gene Ontology annotation, biological process: glucose metabolic process. The record is from RefSeq and is a predicted model, not a curated record.
UGUGUGAGGCCUCUGCCAAAACUGACGAUGGCGUCUCCCUGUUCCUGGUUUACCGGUGUCCAGGAACUCGGAGCAGGUUUCGGGAGUGGAGCUCGGACCCAGACUGAAACGUUCAGCUUAAUGGAAAUGACUCACAUCCACCAGUUUCUGUACAGUGACAAACAUUUUGUCCACAAUGUCUGUUGGCCGGGCGAUUCCAACAAAUGCAAGCAUUCACAGUUUCUGUCUAAAUUCGAUUUAACACUAAGGUCCGCUUGGACUGAAAAGAUGGCCCAGGGGCUAUUUCGAUAUCACCUCGGGGAUUUACAGACACGGAUUUUACCUGGUCCACAUCGCUUUGUUGCUCAGUUAAAUAUCUCACGGGGCAAGGAACGCAGGAAACCGCAAGAGAUACUAAGCAUCUCCCAGAGGUUUGACGCAAAACAGUUUCACUUCAAUAAAAUACAGCCAGGGGAGAUCGUUUUUGAAUUGUGUAAGCGAGAUGCGUGUGACGCGAGUGAAGGCGAUGAAACCAGAGAGGGGGAGACAUGUUCUUACCAGAACGGUACCGCAGAUGAUCUCGCCCGCAGCCUAGUCGUGAUUAACGUGAGCCCACUGGAAGUCGGCCACUGUUUGCUCAUUCCCGACCCGAGCCGGUGUCUGCCCCAGAUUCUCACUCCGGGCGCUGUUCGGAUCGGAAUCGAGGCGGUUCUACUGAGUUCUCACCCGGGCUUUCGAGUGGGAUUUAACAGCCUGGGCGCAUUUGCCUCCGUCAACCAUUUACACCUCCACGGCUACUACCUGGACCAUGAGCUCCGCAUUGAAUCCGCCCGCACCGAGCCACUCAUACCUCAAAGGGGCUUUCAUCUCCUUCCUGAAUUUCCCGCCGGAUUCAUGUUUUACACAGACGGCGAGGGUUUGCGUGCAACCGUCGAAUACGUCUGUAAGCUCACUGACAGUUUAGUGGAAAGGAACAUCGCUCACAACCUCUUCCUAACCCGUGGCCGCCCGCCUGGGGAUCAUCCUCAUCCGGACUCGGCCCGUCCCGGUGUCCGUAUAGUCGUGUGGCCUCGGAUCUCCUGUUUCGGAGCGAAAGAGGAGUCUGCCUUCAACGUGGCCCUCUGUGAGCUUGCAGGACAUUUGCCAUUUAAGAACCAGGAGGACUUUGAAACGAUCGAGGAGGACGAUGUGAAACGCAUAAUCGAGAAAUACCUCUUUCCUGAAAAUAAAUUCAUUGCGUUACAAGCAGAGCUAAAGCAUCUGUUGAACGAUCAGCCCCAUUAAACAGUAAAAUGUCAUACAAUUAAUUAGACCAUACUGUAUGUACUGUAAAUCCCGUGUAAAUAUCAAAGUAAUGAGAAGGUGAAUCGAUUCGAUUGCACAUUUAGUUAACAUUAACAUUUUUUUUUUAAAAUUGCAGUCAUCAGCACUGUUCUUGACAUCAGAACAGAGACAUCUUGGUUUUACUGUGAAUUCCUGAAACGCGGUUAUGAUUUCUGUCAUAUUUUGCAGCUCCUCUCUUUAAUCUCUACCUUGCGUCACAUCUAGUCGGUUCAGUAGUUUAUGUUGAUAUAUGAUUAACUUUAGCAUAUAUCAUAUUUUUUUCAUAUAUUUUUCAUAUAAACGGGAAGAGGUCAAACGACCUUUUUAGAUAGCUGGGUUGCAAGUAGCUCUUUAUUCAUCCCUGAAUCUCAUCCUGCUCUUUCUGAAAGGAGAUGAGGUGUCAGCUUCAGCAGAACGACUGAGUGGCUUGUUCGGGACUCGUGACAGCCCUUUGUGUAAAAUAAUUUCCUCUUUUCUUUGUUUGAAAAGCACUGUCAUUGAUUGCACUACUGUAACAUUGUUAAAAUUGGCUUUGAAGUUGUUAUGCUUCGUUGUGACAAUUUAGGAUUGUUUUAAGUCAGUCGCCUUGGAUAAAGGUCGUUGCAAUUGC